Messenger RNA from Owenia fusiformis, 1177 nucleotides. The record is from the annotation of a GenBank genome assembly. Lineage: Eukaryota; Metazoa; Annelida; Polychaeta; Sabellida; Oweniidae.
UAAUGGUGACAUUUUGUCAUGUUAAUGAAAUGCCUUGUAUUUUAGAAUAACAUCAACAUGUGCAAGAUAAACAGGGCUAUGGGUAUAACGUCUGGUAACAGAAUUCUAACAGUGGCUGCAAGUGGAACGCACGCCAUUUCGAAACUAAUUGCUGAUCCUGAACAAGUCGUUGCAUUGGAUAUCAGCACGCCCCAACUUCACAUGUCAAAGUUACAAGCAACUGGCAUAAAACUGCUAUCUAGAAUGGAGUUUUGCAGACUUUUAGGUAUUAAUAGAAAGUCAAUUUCCUCAACUGAGAGAAUAAAAAUUUAUCAACAUAUCAGGUCUUCCCUUGAAUAUGACACUAUGACGUUUUGGGACAGGAGUAUGAUGGACAUCGCAGAUGGUGUGCUUUAUUGUGGAGAAUUAGUUAAAGCAUGGUACGAUCCAAUUUGUGCUUUAAUACCCACGAUUCAUGAUGAAGCAACCGUCCAAUAUUUUUUAAAGUUGGGAGAUAACAUGGAAGAGCAGCGUCGGUUUUACGACCAAAUUUGGAACACAGCGAAAUGGCGCCAAUGUUAUGAAAGCAUGAUGAAGAAGGGCGAAUUUUAUUCACGAGUAAGCGAAUCAUUCGAAGAUGUUGGUGUAAAACAUGAGACUAUGUUUCCAAAUCUCUUUGACCGUGUGGUGAGACAUAUCCCAAACAAUGCAAACGAGUUCCUAAAACCACUCCUAACUGGUGAUAUGACGGAAGUGGUUCACUGCCAGCUUAUCUUAGAGAGGGGAAUUUUGAACUCAUAAAAGAUCGUUUGGACAGAAUAGAUUGGGUUCAAGGAGACAUUAUGAAAAACAUGACCGAUUGCGCAUCUUAAACUGAUUUUGAAAAGUUUGAUGGUGUUAACCUUUCCACGGUUCCUAUUUACUACGAUCGAGUUCCUGACAAACUUUAUGAAAUUUUGAAAGGCGCAUCGGCUGUAUGUAAGCCUGGUAGAAAGCUUGUGUAUUAUGUACCAUUUGAAGAACUGAAAGUUAGAUUCCCGAGGAAUAUGAUAGCAAAUGGUGAAAUGACAUACGAUGGUCAAGAUCUAUCGUGUGGUUUUCUCAUUGCGAGAUAUGCUACCGUCAAGUAAUAUAUCACCCCUUAAAGUGGGUAUCAAAUUGAAACUACAGGGUGGGACAAAAAACGUCCACAUUUUUG